AUGUCCGCGAUGCAUACUCCGUUGAAUACCACUUUAGAUCAGGUUGGGUUACUAUGCGGUAGGACCGCUACCUCGAUGGGGUUAAUCCAUAUUGCUUAUGAUACUCUUUCCAGGCUCUUGCAAAGGAAUCCUCAAAAUGGAACUUGUCUUUUACUACUCUGUGAGAACUAUUGGAAACAAAACCAACAACAACAGGAGUCAAAUCAUGCUAUAGUAAUAGAUCUGUUGACCAAAUCGUUACAGCAUGAUUCGGCUACUUCGCCGUUGGUUCGUUCGAGUAAUAUCAAUGAUAACAAUGGUGAUGCCAGUAAUAACACUAAUAAUGGUAACAAUAUUAACAAUAACAAUAAUAAUAGUAAUAACAGUAACAAUAAUAACACUAAUAGCAUUAGUACCAAUAUUAAGGGAAAAAGUGACAACGAUAACUCAUUAGCAAGGCAGGGACCCGGAUCUUUAUCCUCCAAUUAUUUGAUUUGGACUUAUUUGGCAAUUGCAUGUCUUCACACCAAUCAGAUCAGCCUAGCUUUGAAAAGCAUCACUCAGGCUACUUCGUUAAAUCCAGAUGAACCAUUUCUUUGGACUUUACAGACAAGAAUCAUUUCAAGGUGGUAUUUCCUGUUAGCCUUGGAUCCACAAAUUCAACAGCAACAAGGGGCGUUGCCCACUAUAGAAACUUUGCUACCUUAUUACAUCAACAGCAUCGAAUGGUCUACUGUGAAACGGGAUCCUCUCAUGCAAUUGGAAUCGCAUAUCUCGUUAGCUACCUUAUAUUUCCAGUUCUCUCUCUUCGAGCAAUCCCUUGGUGAGAUGUCGUUUGCUCUAAACUUAUUGGAUUCAAUUCAAACUUCGAUAUCUUUAAAUGAAAACCUUGCUAAGUUGACAUUUAUUUACAAUUUCAUCGCUAUCUUGCACCAACGCUUAAAUGACCCAGAUAACGCGUUGCAGUUUUUGCACCAGGUGAAGGAUUUAGCGCCAACUGAAUCUCAUGUCAUCAGAUGUUGUAUCACUAUGUCCGGAAUAUCACUUCUAUCGAAUAAUGAUCUGAAAAUUGAGAACUCAAUCUCAUUGUUAACUACGGAAUUAAACACCUUAACCAAGUUGAAAUCAACAAAGGACGCAUACUAUUCAAUCACAUCUAAUGAGGAAUUCAUGUUGAGGUAUAUGCUAGCCAGAUGUCACUCUCAUAUGAAUGACACGGGAACUAGCUAUUACCAGUUCCAACAACUAUUGAAGCUUUUCAUUAACCAUGACUAUUCGCCUUUAGUUUGGACUUCUAUCGCUUCGUUGUAUCUACAACUGGAUCAAUUAGCCGAUUCUUUACAAGCAUACUCACAAGCUGUACAGAUGGCAAUGGAUAAAUUGAAUGAUCCAGCAAUUGUAACAUCUACUUCCAAUUUUUCAAACGUUUAUCUCUCUUUCAAGUUUUACAAAUUGUUUGCUGCUUACGGUUGGUUCGGUAUUUCCCAAGUAUAUUCCAAGACAGAUCAGAUAAAAGAUUCUUUGAAUGCCUUGGAACAAAGUAUAGAGCUAUUCAGAUCAGUUGGUGACUUUGGUACCGCUCAACAAUUGAAGCAAUACUAUGAGCAAGUUAGCCAAACUGCUUCCACUAUGAAGAACCAAACCGGAACAGACCAAUUUCUACCUCCAGAUAUUCCUAUUGAUCUAUUAUUAGACUUUUCAGUGUAUCAUUACAUGCAAUCAGCAUUCAUUGUAGAAUCUUUAGAUUCUCCUGCCCUUAACGCUAGAAUCCCAGGCGUUGACUUGCAAGUACAGCCUACACAGUCAUUAUCACAGCAACCGCAACAGUUCCAACAACCACAGCAUAUGCAGCAACAAUUAAGCCAGGUACCACUGUCCGCAUCUCCUCCCCAGAUAUCAACGCUACAACAACAGCAACCGACACUUCAACAAGCAGGUAUGUCUCAGAACACAUCACCAGCACUGCCAGUAGUGAUGGUUACCCAAAAUCCAAACACACCUAUAGAACAUAACAUUGGUAUGACUGCAGUUCCUCAACAUAUGGUACAACCUAUCCCAUCUCAUGUCCAUCCUCAUCAUGCGCAGUCAAUGGGAGUUUACACACUGCCUUACGUUGUUCAAAAUGCAGCUGCAUUUCCCGCGCAGCCAGCCGCUGGCGGACCACCUCCUAUGUCGUUGGGAUAUAUUCAACAGCAACCUCAAAUUGCUCAAACUCAUGUAUCUCAGUCUAGAUUUGGAUAA
Molecule: messenger RNA, 2220 nt
Organism: Kluyveromyces lactis
Lineage: Eukaryota; Fungi; Ascomycota; Saccharomycetes; Saccharomycetales; Saccharomycetaceae
Exons: 1
Coding region: 1-2220 (739 amino acids)
Molecular function (GO): protein binding
Source: RefSeq, a predicted model, not a curated record